UUGAUGUUUUCCAUUUCCGCAAAGUAUGGUCCCCGCUACUCUCCUCCCCAUUCCCCACUUUUAUACAACCUCCGUCGUAAUUGUUCGCCGUCGUCGGCUCCUCCCUCCCCCCUCUUUCAGAAAGUGAGAAAUGACUAAUCAGAAUCAUCAAUUGAUAUGAUUUAGAAUUAUAAUCAAUUGUUGCUUUGCACUCAAGUGAAGAAACACAACAAUACUCGCUCACCUUUCCUUUGUUAUGCUGCAUCAGUCAGUCCGUCAUAAUGGAACUCAAAAACAUCCUCUUCUUCACUAGUAUAGCCACAAUAUUCGCCGGAGUCAAUUCCACUUAUGUUCCCUACAACACCACCUCGGGAUUCGCCCCCGAUAAGAUCAACGUCCAUUUAGUCCCUCACUCCCACGACGACGUCGGAUGGCUCAAGACCGUCGAUCAGUACUACGCCGGUGCCAACAAUUCCAUCCGGGGAGCCUGUGUCCAGAACGUUUUGGAUUCUGUAAUCUCCGCUCUCUUGGAUGACAAGAAUCGGAGGUUUAUUUAUGUUGAGAUGCAGGCAUUCUUCCAAAGAUGGUGGAGACAGCAGAGUGAUACUCUCAAGGCUAAAGUCAAACAUCUCGUCAAUUCUGGUCAACUUGAAUUCAUAAAUGGGGGUAUGUGUAUGCAUGAUGAGGCAACCCCACAUUACAUUGAUUUGAUUGAUCAGACAACUCUGGGUCAUCGUUUUAUCCUUGAUGAAUUUGGCAAGACACCAAGAGUUGGAUGGCAGAUUGACCCUUUCGGACAUUCUGCUGUUCAGGCCUAUUUGCUUGGCGCAGAGCUGGGGUUUGACUCACUAUUUUUUGCUCGAAUUGAUUACCAAGAUAGAGCCAAACGGAGAGAUGAUAAAACUCUUGAGGUUGUGUGGCGGGGCUCAGUUUCCCUAGGUUCAUCUUCUCAGAUAUUCACAGGGAUAUUCCCCAUCCAUUAUGAGCCUCCAGAUGGUUUCACCUUUGAAAUAAAUGAUGUCUCUGCUCCCAUUCAGGAUGAUGAUCUCCUCUUCGAUUAUAAUGUGGAACAGCGAGUGGAUGAUUUUGUGGCAGCUGCUGUAGCACAGGCUAAUUUGACUAGGACAAAUCAUAUAAUGUGGACUAUGGGAACUGAUUUCCGUUACCAAUACGCUGUUUCAUGGUUCAGGCAGAUGGACAAGUUCAUUCAUUAUGUCAAUUUGGAUGGGCGUGUCAACGCUCUAUAUUCUACACCAUCUAUCUACACUGAUGCAAAAUAUGCAGCAAAUGAAAAAUGGCCUCUAAAAACUGGUGACUUUUUCCCGUAUGCCGAUAGAGAGAAUGCUUACUGGACAGGCUACUUUACAAGUAGGCCAGCACUGAAAGGAUAUGUGAGAAUGCUGAGUGGUUACUAUUUAGCAGCAAGGCAGUUGGAGUUCUUCGCAUGCAGGUUUGGGUCUGGACCAAGCACAGAUGCAUUAGCUGAUGCUUUGUCUAUAGCUCAACAUCAUGAUGCAGUUAGUGGGACCCAAAGGCAACAUGUGGCUGCUGAUUAUGCUAUGCGACUUUCAAUAGGUUAUAAAGAGGCUGAGAAGGUGGUAUCAUCGUCAUUGGCUGCGUUAACAGGCUCAAAAUUGAACUCUAUGCACACAGAUCCAGUCCCUCAGUUUCAGCAGUGUCCUCUGCUCAACAUAAGUUAUUGUCCUCCAUCAGAAGCUAAUUUGUCUGAUGCUAGAAGCUUGGUCAUCAUCGCAUACAAUCCUGUAGGAUGGAAAAGAGAGGAGGUCAUCCGCAUUCCUGUUUCUUCUGAUGAUUUAGUGGUUUUGGAUUCUAAUGGCAGAGAGAUCGAAUCUCAGAUCCUUCCUCUUUCCAACGUCUCGUUGCUUACAAUCAAUUUUCACACCAAAGCAUACUUAGGUACAUCAGCCAGUAGCUUGGCAAGAUAUUGGCUUGCUUUUUCAGCAUCUGUCCCACCCCUUGGUUUCAGCACCUAUGCUGUCUCGGGUGCAAAAAUGUCAGAACCCAGAUCAUUCUCCUCAUCAGUGUAUACUCCAGACGAAGGCAAUGGUAAAACAUUUGAAGUGGGUCAAGGAAAUUUACAGUUACUUUACUCAGCGAAUGAAGGAAAGCUCACACGUUAUACAAACAGAAGAAAUUCGGUCACAUCACUUGCCGAGCAAUCAUAUAGUUACUACACUGGGUAUAAUGGUACUGACAGAGUAUUCCAGGCAUCUGGAGCUUAUGUUUUCCGCCCGAAUAAUUCAUUCUCAAUUAAACCUGAAGGCCAGGUUACUUCAGUUGUUAUUCGUGGUCCAUUACUGGACGAAGUGCACCAGCAGCUGAAUACAUGGUUAUAUCAGGUUACCCGGGUCUACAAGGGAAAGGAACAUGCUGAAAUUGAGUUUACUAUUGGACCUAUACCUGUGGAUGAUGGAUUUGGAAAGGAAAUAAUAGCUCAGAUAAGCACUGGCUUGAAUACGAAUAAGACUUUUUAUACGGACUCCAAUGGGCGUGAUUUCAUUAAGAGGAUUCGAGAUUAUAGAGCUGAUUGGGAUGUGGAAGUACACCAGCCAAUUGCUGGGAAUUAUUACCCGAUAAAUCUCGGAAUUUAUCUGAAGGAUGAAACUACAGAGGUUUCUGUGUUGGUGGAUCGUGCAGUUGGUGGUUCAAGCUUGGUGGAUGGUCAAAUAGAGCUGAUGCUUCAUAGGAGGCUACUGAAUGAUGACUCUAGAGGUGUUGGUGAGGCACUUAAUGAAGAAGUUUGUGUUCUUGACAGUUGCAAGGGUUUGAUGGUUCAAGGAAAAUAUUACCUGAGAAUUGAUCCACGGGGAGAAGGAGCCAAGUGGCGCCGGAAAUUUGGACAAGAGGUUUACUCUCCACUGCUUCUGGCAUUCUCUGAAGAGGAAGGAAACAAUUGGAUGAGUUCCCAUAUAACUACCUUUUCAGCUAUUGAUCAUUCCUAUAGUCUACCAGACAACAUUGCAUUAAUUACCCUCCAGGAACUUGAAAAUGGCAGAGUUCUUCUUCGGUUGGCUCACUUAUAUGAGACGGGAGAGGAUAAAGAUAAGUCGGGAGUGACGAGCGUAGAACUGAAGAAGCUGUUCCCUGACAAGAAGGUGGUGAAGGUGAAAGAGAUGAGUUUAUCUGGGAACCAAGAAAGGAUAGAGAUGGAGAAGAAGAGGUUAAAGUGGAAGGUGCAGUUUGAUGAAGAAGACGAAGAAGAAGAAGAAGAAAUACCUUCAGUUAGAGGAGGACCUGUCGAUCCAGUUGAGCUUGUUGUCCAACUUGCUCCUAUGGAGAUUCGUACCUUCAUUAUUCACUUUUCUUAUGAUAAUCAUGAUCAUGAUGAUGAUCUCCUACUUUUUGCUUCUUAAAACCGAAUUUCUGCUUGCUUUUCGGAUCAUCAAUUUCUCCAAUGCAAAUUCUACCGUCUAUAAUUAGUGUUGUGUGUUUUAUAUGUUGUGUGAUCGAGAUCACUUUCAGCUGUACAAGUAUUUAUUAUUCAUAUCUGAUGAUUAGUAUUACGACUGUAUUGUUUAUUA
This is a messenger RNA of Erythranthe guttata (spotted monkey flower), 3521 nucleotides long. The record is from RefSeq and is a predicted model, not a curated record. Lineage: Eukaryota; Viridiplantae; Streptophyta; Magnoliopsida; Lamiales; Phrymaceae.